Messenger RNA from Cooperia oncophora, 606 nucleotides. The record is from the annotation of a GenBank genome assembly. NCBI's taxonomy places the organism in Eukaryota, Metazoa, Nematoda, Chromadorea, Rhabditida, Trichostrongylidae.
AUGAUACGACGAACCUUCUGCUGCCUUCUUACUAUUUACCUCACACAGAACUCCAGAGCCUCAUACUGUGGGCAGGCCGCAAUCCCAUUCACAUUUCAGCUCUGCAACGAAAUUGCGUUAACGUCCAAACAUUUGAUCUAUUUUGUGCAGGUCCUCCACAGCGGCUUACCGGUAUUGGGUUGUGCUCGACCGAACUGCUUUGGAUGGAACGCCAAUGGCACCCGAGCCGAUGAAACAGCUCAGUUUUACAGGAUCAAUGGUAAAGAAGAUGGUUACUUGAGACGUUCUGAUCAAAUAAAUCGCUCACCGUUCCGUAACCAAGACAUGGUAGCUCGAGUUGCGAAAUGCGAAGAAACUUAUUCAAAGCAAGGAUGCGUGGCAGGGCAAUGGAUAGGUGGAAUCGCUCCUAAGAGCCUUACACGUAGCUCCGAUUUGCAGGUGCGGUGUUGUUGGUAUGCCCCACUGCUUGAAUCGGAAGAUCGAGGUGUAGCCAUGGUGUCAAACGGUCAAUUAGUUGUUGGUGGCGAAGUGAUGGAUGGUGAAGUACUCGAUGGUUUCGACUAUAUUGCCGAUAUCAAAUCUGAAGGAAUCAAAAACGGCAAGUAG